CGGCGGCUCGGCCAGGCGGUGGAAACGGGUGGCGAAGGACAGCAGCGUCACCAAGGCCAGCAGGGCCCACCGGCCGGCCGCCUCGAAGCGCCGUGAGCCCCGGCCCAUCCUCUAUUCCUAUUUCCGAAGCUCCUGCUCAUGGAGAGUUCGAAUUGCUCUGGCCUUGAAAGGCAUUGACUAUGAGACGGUGCCCAUCAAUCUCAUAAAGGAUGGGGGCCAACAGUUCUCUAAGGACUUCCAGGCACUGAAUCCCAUGAAGCAGGUGCCAGCCCUGAAGAUUGAUGGAAUCACCAUUCACCAGUCAGUGAGUGCAGGGCCUGGGGGAGGGCCCUCAUGAGAGUAGUGCCCUGAAUGAGAGCACCUGACAUCUCUUCCUCGCCUGUGUAUGGUCAAGGUGCCUAGCACAUAGGAGAGGCUCAAUACAAGGCUCGUGGGGAGGGUGGGAGGUUGUUUAGGAAAAUAAAGGAAGAUUCAAGCACAUGGAGAACCAAGUUCCGCAGGAUAAGGUCCAAAAUGGCUUUAUAGGGCUUGAGCUGAGGAGGUGGGGGGAAGAGGUGUAGUGAUGGUGCUGGAAGAGGAGGAGGAGGAGUUUGCUGGCCCUGUCCCCUCUGGCCUAGGGGUCCUGGGCCCUGUCCCUGCCUCACUGCUCCCCUCUGGACAGCUGGCCAUCAUUGAGUAUCUAGAGGAGACGCGUCCCACUCCGCGACUUCUGCCUCAGGACCCAAAGAAGAGGGCCAGCGUGCGUAUGAUUUCUGACCUCAUUGCUGGUGGCAUCCAGCCCCUGCAGAACCUGUCUGUCCUGAAGCAAGUGGAAGAGAAGUUCCAGCUGACCUGGGCCCAGAAUGCCAUCAUUUCUGGAUUUAACGCCCUGGAGCAGAUCCUACAGAGCACAGCAGGCACAUACUGUGUAGGAGAUGAGGUGACCAUGGCUGAUCUGUGCUUGGUGCCUCAGGUGGCAAAUGCUGAAAGAUUCAAGGUGGAUUGCACCCCCUACCCUACCAUCAGCUCCAUAAACAAGAGGCUGCUGGUCCUGGAGGCCUUCCAGGUGACUCACCCCUGUCGGCAGCCAGAUACACCCACCGAGCUGAGGGCCUAGCUCCCAAAUCCUGCCCCGUUGGCACAGGGCCACAGGAGCAGAAGCUGGGUGGGCUGAAGAGGCCUGGAAACAAGUGAGUUAAUUGAGGAGACAGGAGACUCGAACUCUAGCCCUGGAUCUGCCUUCCUGCUGAAACUUGUUCCCCCUCAGUCCGCUCAUCUGUCAAAUGCAUGUGGGGUUGGGUAGGAAGAUGCUGGGAGCAGCGGGGCAGGAAUACUGUUAUCUAUGUGAUGGGGCAGUCGUGAAGCUGAGAUGAGAAUUGGAUUAAAAUGCCUGGCAUGCUCACCAUAACACCA
This is a messenger RNA of Rhinopithecus roxellana (golden snub-nosed monkey), 1392 nucleotides long. It is a transcript of the gene GSTZ1, whose product is annotated as glutathione S-transferase zeta 1. Gene Ontology annotation, cellular component: cytoplasm; mitochondrion. NCBI's taxonomy places the organism in Eukaryota, Metazoa, Chordata, Mammalia, Primates, Cercopithecidae. The transcript has 8 exons. The record is from RefSeq and is a predicted model, not a curated record. Gene Ontology annotation, molecular function: maleylacetoacetate isomerase activity; glutathione transferase activity. Gene Ontology annotation, biological process: glutathione metabolic process; L-phenylalanine catabolic process. The coding region runs from base 563 to 1096 and encodes 177 amino acids.